AUGUCCACUACACCCUGGGUUCCAACAAAUUGUCGGAGAACAACGCACGUGACCUCACCUCCGGCUUGGCAUCAAAUUCAUCCCGGAGUUUUCAGUGAAAACUAUCUCCGUGCCGGGCCUCAACAUCCAUCAGUCCGCACCGAAUUGACCGAGCUCUCCAGAAGUCCCAGGAGCCAGGAGCUUCGUCUAAUUUCUACUUCGCCUUUCAAUUGCCCCACGACAACCCUCCAUCCCGCCACCAUGAUCUGCCAACGAUGCCGCACCGGCAUCCUCUCACGCCUCCAACCGCAACAAACCCUCACUCGGACAGCUUCUCGCCAAAACCUCCUCCAACGCCCCCAAUUCCAACAAACCAGUCCCUACAGUGAUGGCAAACCCUCCGUCUCCGCUACCCCCCCACCACCCAAACCCCGCCAGCCCAUCGCGGACGACAUCUCAAUACCCUCCGCCGUGUCCUCGGCCUCGCCCGGCGUUUCGCAACCGCUCAGCACCCCCGAGAGCGGCGUGCAUGCAGACGUGCACCCGGAACAACCGGUGAAGCGGGCGCCUAAGGUUGUCAGCAGCUGUCCGGCGGGGACGAAGUUGAAUGGCUUGAACUAUUUUAAGAAUAAGCCGGAUGUGUUUGCACGGGAGGACGAGGAGUAUCCGGAGUGGCUGUGGGGGUUAUUGGAGCAGUUUGAGAGCAAGAAGAAGGCGCAGGAUGGGGGCGUUGAUCCUAGCACUCUGAAUAAGAAGGGCCGGAAGAAGUUGGAAAAGAAACUUGCCGCUCAGGCUGCUGCCAUGCCUCCGAAGAUUCCCGUCCACCACCAAGCUACCGAUAUCACGCCCGCGUCCUACAGCCGUCCUGAGACCGGAGAUAUCUUCACGGAGGCUACUGCAAGUCUCGAGAAGCGUACCGAGAUCACGAAGAGCGCACGCGAGGCUAGAAGAAAGGCUAUUCGGGAGUCUAACUUCCUGCGCGGGCUUUAA
Messenger RNA from Aspergillus chevalieri, 969 nucleotides. Its product is annotated as mitochondrial 54S ribosomal protein mL54. Gene Ontology annotation, molecular function: structural constituent of ribosome. Gene Ontology annotation, cellular component: mitochondrial large ribosomal subunit. The transcript has 2 exons. The coding region runs from base 1 to 969 and encodes 322 amino acids. NCBI's taxonomy places the organism in Eukaryota, Fungi, Ascomycota, Eurotiomycetes, Eurotiales, Aspergillaceae. The record is from RefSeq and is a predicted model, not a curated record.